Molecule: messenger RNA, 1368 nt
Organism: Komagataella phaffii GS115
Lineage: Eukaryota; Fungi; Ascomycota; Pichiomycetes; Pichiales; Pichiaceae
Product: Forkhead transcription factor
Exons: 1
Coding region: 1-1368 (455 amino acids)
Biological process (GO): regulation of transcription by RNA polymerase II
Molecular function (GO): RNA polymerase II cis-regulatory region sequence-specific DNA binding; DNA-binding transcription factor activity, RNA polymerase II-specific
Source: RefSeq, a predicted model, not a curated record
AUGAACAACUUGACCACGCCACCGAAGUCGGUAAAGAGAACUAAAUACAACGACGUUUCAGGUCGCUUGACGCCUCCAGGACAGAGAAUCAAAGGUUCGAAGAUCACCAGUACCAAGCUUUUAUCUCCCGAUUUAUCUUCACCGCCAACAACAGCUUCUUCCAAAUCUUUACAGAAACCACAGCCUGCAAGCAAAGCAUCCAGUAUGUCCAAGGGCGAGUCCAAAGGGACAGUUUCUUUGAAACGAAAUAAAAAGUUGAAGGUGCCCCAAGAAGUCGUGCUGCCUCCACCAGAACAAAUGCCUCCAGUGAUAGAUGACUCUGUAGAUUUCACAAAGAAGCCUCCUUAUUCUUAUGCUACGUUGAUCGGCAUGGCCAUCCUGCGAGCUCCAGGUAGAAAGCUGACUCUGGCUCAAAUCUACCAUUGGAUUUCGUCCACGUUCAGGUACUAUAAGAAGUCAGAAGUUGGCUGGCAAAACUCUAUAAGGCACAAUCUCUCAUUGAAUAAAGCAUUCAUUAAAACCGAACGUGCCAAAGACGGUAAGGGGUCGUUUUGGCAGAUUCAAAAUGGGUUUGAAUACAUGUUUUUAAGAACCAAGGACGGGAAGAUUAUCGACUUGGAGGUUGUGCUACACGAACCGUACCAAGCUAAACCACUUGAAUCUAUUACUGACAGGGAUUCUGAAGAUUCCGAAUCUGAAGAAGAGGAGGACGAAGAAGAAGAGGAAGAGGAGGUGGAUGAAAUACCAGAUGAAGAGAAGAGGAAACACGUCACUCCAACAAGACAGGGUCUCAACAGGAUAGCGUCCAGAAAAAGAAGGAGGUCAACGGAAGCGUCAGGAAAUAACAACACCCCUCAGCUGUUUACUCCACUAAUUAAUUGGAUUCCCAAUACUGAGAAUUUUCCUUUGCCCUCUGCAAACACUGGGAGUAGCAACAUUAUAACACAACUAUCCCCACCUUUCCAAAGGAAUCAAACUCCCAAUCAAUCUUUCAACUCUAGUUUCAGUUGCAACUCUAACUUUGAUCUCUCACCGAUAAAAUCAUCGGUUACAGGCCCGUUAUUAGAGCCCAAGACGCCGAUAGCCACAAUCAGAGUCUCAGGAAACAACAACAACUUUUUAACAGCAGCAAAACAAAGUACGGGUACAGCAACACCUAAGUCAGGAUUGGUGAGAACGCCUUUCAAAACUCCUAAUUCAGCCAACAUCAUGAAAAAGAUAUGGAAUUCUCCGUCUUGCUUGGAAGAUUUUUAUAGUAGUCCCAGCAACAAAUCCAAUUCUUCUAAAAGUAACAACUACUACUAUGGAAUUGAUAUGGUUUCUCUUUUGAAGAGCAUGAACAAUCCAGAUGAAGAAUUGGAAAGGUGA